Messenger RNA from Fonsecaea pedrosoi CBS 271.37, 291 nucleotides. RefSeq lists its product as uncharacterized. Gene Ontology annotation, biological process: vesicle-mediated transport; vesicle fusion. The record is from RefSeq and is a predicted model, not a curated record. Gene Ontology annotation, cellular component: SNARE complex; plasma membrane. The coding region runs from base 1 to 291 and encodes 96 amino acids. Gene Ontology annotation, molecular function: syntaxin binding; SNAP receptor activity. The transcript has a single exon. NCBI's taxonomy places the organism in Eukaryota, Fungi, Ascomycota, Eurotiomycetes, Chaetothyriales, Herpotrichiellaceae.
AUGUUCAUCUCACAGCAAAUCGAUGAUACCGUCGGUGUUAUGCGUGAGAAUAUCAACAAGGUAUCGCAAAGAGGCGAGCGACUGGACUCGCUACAAGAUAAGACCGACAAUCUCGCCGUUUCCGCACAGGGCUUCCGCAGAGGGGCAAACCGAGUCCGAAAACAGAUGUGGUGGAAGGACAUGAAGAUGCGCAUGUGUUUGAUCGUCGGCAUCAUCGUGCUACUCAUUGUCAUUAUUGUCCCAGCAGGUAUGCCUCUUCCCCUCGCUUCGUAUGCAUUACACGAGUGCUAA